Messenger RNA from Cyprinus carpio (common carp), 772 nucleotides. It is a transcript of the gene mrpl57, whose product is annotated as mitochondrial ribosomal protein L57. Lineage: Eukaryota; Metazoa; Chordata; Actinopteri; Cypriniformes; Cyprinidae. Gene Ontology annotation, molecular function: structural constituent of ribosome. Gene Ontology annotation, cellular component: mitochondrial ribosome. The record is from RefSeq and is a predicted model, not a curated record. Gene Ontology annotation, biological process: mitochondrial translation.
UGCAGAACAGUAGCGCUCCAGGAGCAGGGCUGGAGACCCUUGGCUUAGACUUUAAUGAGUUUAGAAAUAAAUCUAUAUCAGAUACUUCUAAACCAGAUAUACAGAUACUAGAGCAGUUUUUAGUCGAUUAAAGACAUAUGUAUUGUUUACCAGUUUAAAUACGUGAUAUUAAUGAAGUUAGAUCAUAUCUAUUGUUUCUUAUGAACUCAAACUCUAAAUUCAAGGCUGAAUAGCCCCAAACACUGUGCAUUUACUGUACAGUCUUGUAUUGUUUUCAUGAAUUCACUUUUGUAACCCAUCGCUGGCUGCAGGAUGUUCUUGACUUUGGCGCUUUUGCGGAAGGGAAUCCCAGGAAAGCAGUGGAUUGGGAAGUACCGUCGACCGCGGGUAGUCACCUGGCAGAUAAAACGCAAUAUGAUUAAACGCCUGGAGCAGGAAGCAGAGAAUGAAUACUGGAUAAGCCGGCCAUUCAUGACGCAGGAACAGGAGCAAGGCCACGCGGCACAGAGGCGGGAGUGGAUGUGGCAACAAAUCAAAGCUACACGACAAGCCAAGUUUCCUGAACACAAAUACGUUGCAGACCAACUAAACCACCUGAACAUCACCAAGACCUGGCCCAGCUAACCAGAACAUCAAAGACUGAUGCAUCUCAGAGUUUGGAAAGAGGAAAUUGAUGAAAACCUAGGACUCUUUGUGUUUGAUUUGAUAUUUUCUGCAUCAUGCAUCUGUAUGUUAUAUGUGCUGUGUUUAUAAAUGACUUCUGAUCAUCACA